Messenger RNA from Kickxella alabastrina, 1587 nucleotides. Its product is annotated as major facilitator superfamily domain-containing protein. NCBI's taxonomy places the organism in Eukaryota, Fungi, Kickxellomycota, Kickxellomycetes, Kickxellales, Kickxellaceae. The record is from RefSeq and is a predicted model, not a curated record. The transcript has a single exon. Bases 181 to 1587 code for a protein of 468 amino acids.
CAGACUUGUAGCCUGCCUGGCAUCCUUAUCUGUGUUGCCUCCAUGGGAUAUGUAUGCCCUGUGUUUCAAUUUUACAAUGCAAAUACCAAUAAUAAAUAAUCGGCAUAACUCCCCACUUCCCCCCAAUUCUUCCUUUUGCUCACAACAUUUUGUUUAUACCAAUACUUUAUAUUUUCAAAUAUGGCGAGGCUUCCUCGAUACUACAGCCCUAUGACGCAAGUCAUUCUGGUUGGAUUUGUGUGUUUUUUGUGUCCAGGCAUGUUCAACGCGCUCAACGGCAUGGGUGGCGGCGGACAGAUGGACCGCACAACAGGCAACAACGCCAACACAGCGCUCUACUGCACGUUUAUUGUUUUCGGGAUUCUUGGCGGCUCAAUCGUCAAUCUCUGCGGCGUGCGCUGGACAAUCGCUGCAUCAGGCUUAACCUACGCGCUGUACUCCGGGUCGUACAUCUACCUGAACCACACGGGGAACGGUGCCUUCACAAUUGCGGCUGGCGCGAUUCUGGGUAUAGGCGCUGGGAUUUUGUGGGCGGCGCAGGGCAUGAUCAUGGUGUCGUAUCCGCGAGAGGAGGAGAAGGGCAGGUACAUUGCCAUUUUCUGGAUAAUAUUUAAUCUAGGCGGCAUGCUGGGCGGAAUUCUUCCAUUUGCGAUCAACUACCAUAGCGCUAAGGACUCGUUGUCAGACGGCGUGUAUAUUGCAUUUGUCGUGCUCGAAUGCCUCGGCGCCCUGCUAGGCCUGGCACUGGCUCCGCCAUCCAAGGUUGUGCGCGACGACGGAGCAUCCGUCGUGCUGGUCAAGUACACGAGUGCGGGCAAAGAGGCUGCUGAGAUUGCCAAGCUUUUUCUCAACCCGUUGAUGCUCGCAUUGCUGCCCAUGUGCUUUACGUCGAAUUUCUUUUACUCGUACCAGUUCGGCCCUGUCAACGCGUCCAUUUUCAAUAUCCGCACGCGUGGGUUCAACAAUAUCUUUUACUGGGGCGCGCAAAUGGUCGGUGCCUACGCGCUAUCGUUUCUCCUGGACAAUCCGCGGAUGACACGCAAGAAGCGCGGGCUGAUUGCGUUUGGUAUUGUCGCGGUGUUCUUCAAUGUCAUUUGGGGCGCGACUCUCAAGAUGCAGCACAAGUACACACAUGGCCCCUUGCCCAACGGCGAGCCAACAGAUUACCCCGGCGGCCUGAUUGACUUUUUGGAUCACAAGCGUGCGGCGGGCCCAAUCAUCCUGUAUAUGCUUUAUGGCGUUGGCGAUGCGCUGUACCAGAAUUUUGCCUACUGGAUCAUUGGGUCGCUGACGAACGACAGCCAGAAACUGUCGCGCUAUGCUGGGUUCUACAAGGGCAUCCAGUCAUUGGGAGCGACGGUCGCUUGGCAGUUGGAUGCCAAGAACGUAUCGUACUUGAACCAGCUUAUUGGAAACUGGGUGCUGCUGGUCAUCUCUCUGCCGCCAAUGUUCUACGUGGUGUAUACACUGAAGGACCGCUCGGAGGAAGUCGCCCCGGACUCUAACAUUUUUAAUGAGAAGAUGGACAUGUUGCCGACCGAAGCCAGCGCCUCGACCGUAUAUCGACCCGCAGAAGUCAUCGGUUGA